This is a messenger RNA of Quercus robur (English oak), 438 nucleotides long. RefSeq lists its product as uncharacterized. The record is from RefSeq and is a predicted model, not a curated record. Bases 1 to 438 code for a protein of 145 amino acids. Lineage: Eukaryota; Viridiplantae; Streptophyta; Magnoliopsida; Fagales; Fagaceae. Gene Ontology annotation, molecular function: RNA-DNA hybrid ribonuclease activity; nucleic acid binding. The transcript has a single exon.
AUGGCAGAAGUGGCCAAAGAACAGUGGAUCAUGAAGUUUGAUAGUUCCUCUGUAGAAAACUUAGGAGGUGCGAGAAUGGUCCUUUAUCACAAUGGUGAAGAGAUUGUGGCACUCUCAUUCAAGUUGGAAUUUCCAUGUUCAAACAAUACAGCGGAAUACGAGGCCUACCUGAUAGGGUUGGCAACAGCCUUUGAAAUGGGGAUCAAACACUUAAAGGCGGUAGGAGACUUUAAUUUGGUAGUUUGCCAGGCUAAGGGGAGCUUUUCUUUAAAGGAAACAAAUCUAGCCUUAUACAGGACACUAGCCCAAAGGAUGGAGGAAAAGUUUUGUACAUUUGAAAUAGAUCACAUUCAGAGGAGUGAGAAUAGAUAUGCAGAUGCGUUGGGCUCACAAAUAGCCUUUGAAGGGAGCAGAAGUAGAGUUGAGAUUGAUAAGUAA